AUGAAGCGUGGGCGGGAGGUGUACGCCGAGGGGGGUGAGGAGCGCCGCAAGAAGGUGGUGGACCUCAUCCGCUCGCUGCGCUUCUCAGUUCCACUUUACCGCCUGAGGCAGCAAGAGGGACGGCGGCGCUGCGCAAAGUGCGGCAAGCGCCGGCAGUACUACUGCUACGACUGUCUGACGGUUGUCCACCCGGAGAGUCAUCCGCCGCCGCUCUCGUUGCCGUUGAACGUGUACGUCGUCCUUCACCCGGGCGAGCAGCGCGGGAAGAGCACGAGCCUGGCCGCGUCCACCAUCUCCCCCGACCUGCACAUUGUGGAGUAUCCGGAGGUGCCGAGCGGCUUGGAUCCGGCCUCUACGCUCGUGCUGUACCCGAGCAGCCAGAGCACGGAGCUGGGCGACAUCGCCGACCUGGACGCCGUGAAGAACGUCCUCUUCAUUGACAGUACGUGGCAGCAGAGCAAAGCGAUUGCCCGUGACGAGCGCGUCUGCAGGUUUAAGCACGUUCGCAUCAAAUCCCAGACGUCGCUCUUUUGGCGGUUUCAGAACAAUGAUCCCACCUACUUGGCGACGGUGGAGGCCAUCUACUACUUUCUGCGGGAGUUUAUUGCCAACAAGAGACAACGCGGCACAGCGGACGCGACGCCGCCGUUGUACCGCGGGGAGGUGGACGAUUUGCUCUUUUACUACAUCAACCAGUACGUUGCGGUGCAGCAGCGCUACAGCCACGACGCCACGAUGCAGUACACAACCCGACACUUUGACGGCUACAUUCUCCCCGGCAGCUGCUGGGACGAACUUGUGGCCCCACCGCCGCGGGACCCGGGCGAACGCAACGCCGCCUGA
Molecule: messenger RNA, 843 nt
Organism: Trypanosoma conorhini
Lineage: Eukaryota; Euglenozoa; Kinetoplastea; Trypanosomatida; Trypanosomatidae
Product: DTW domain-containing protein
Exons: 1
Coding region: 1-843 (280 amino acids)
Source: RefSeq, a predicted model, not a curated record